Molecule: messenger RNA, 1410 nt
Organism: Theobroma cacao (cacao)
Lineage: Eukaryota; Viridiplantae; Streptophyta; Magnoliopsida; Malvales; Malvaceae
Product: purple acid phosphatase 8-like
Molecular function (GO): acid phosphatase activity
Source: RefSeq, a predicted model, not a curated record
UUGGAAGAGUAUAGUGAAAUUCUAUCGGUAAAUUUCUUAAGUAAGUGAUCCAUCUAAGUUCAUGGAUGGUUCAUGUAAGCAUUUCAUCUCGUUGAGCUUGGCCUGGUUAGCUUUCUUGUGUUUGUACUUUACUUUUGUCUCAGCAGAGCUGCAGCGAUUCCAACAGCCAGUAAAAGCCGAUGGGUCACUUAGCUUUCUGGUGAUAGGAGACUGGGGGAGAAAAGGAGCUUAUAAUCAAUCGGAAGUGGCCCUUCAGAUGGGGAAGGUUGGAGAGAAACUAAGCAUAGACUUUGUGGUCUCAACUGGAGACAAUUUUUAUGACAAGGGGCUGGCCAGCCCAGAUGACCCUGAUUUCAAAGACUCAUUUACCGAGAUCUACACUGCAAACAGCUUGCAAAAGCAUUGGUAUAGUGUUUUGGGGAACCACGAUUACAGGGGAAAUGUGCGGGCACAGUUGAGCCCCAUUCUAAGGAGGAUAGACAGCAGAUGGCUUUGCCUAAGAUCUUUCAUAGUUAACACCGAAAUGGCGGAAUUGUUCUUCAUCGACACCACUCCAUUUGUUGACGAGUACUUCCGAAACCCAAAGCACCAAAAAUUUGACUGGAGAGGAGUGAUUCCUAGGAAGAAAUACCUCAGGCGGGUUCUUAAGGAUGUAGAAUCGGCACUGAGGGAGUCGGUUGCUAACUGGAAAAUAGUAAUUGGACACCAUCCCAUCAGAAGCAUGGGGCACCAUGGUGACACCAAGGAGCUCAUAAUGCAGCUUCUACCAAAACUCGAGGCAAAGAAUGUCGAUAUGUACAUAAAUGGGCAUGAUCACUGCUUGGAACACAUCAGUAGUAUCACAAGCCCACUCCAAUUUUUAACCAGUGGAGGAGGUUCGAAGGCAUGGAAGGGUGACUUUCAUUAUUUAGACCGAGAUGAAAUGAAAUUCUAUUAUGACGGGCAAGGAUUCAUGUCUGUAGAACUAACUCAAACCAAUGCCAGGAUUGCCUUCCAUGAUGUUUUGGGCAAAGUUUUGCAUAGCUUAGAUCUAUCCAAGCAACUCUACACUGCAAUGUAGUUUUUUUACUUUGAGAUUGAAGAAUAAUGACCAAUUGAGUCAAGUUUUAGAUCAAUCACGCUACACUAUUAUCCCACUGGAAAUUGAUCCAGCAAGUCACUGCUUUGAAAGAACAUCCAAAAAUGUUUGUGAAAAUGAAAAGAGGAAAUGGAAAAAGGUAACAAAAAUAAACAGGAAUGGAAGUAACUGCUAAUUAGUUUCGCUACCUGCCCUUACAGAUAAUGGGCAUUUAUUUGUACCCUCACGUUGAUAGUCAGCCACACACAUCAGAGAUCCUUUUUUGUUCAUAGGCCUGAGUGCAGCUAGUUGUUAGGUUUAUAGCAGUUCUCUGAUCUGAAAUUGUUGAUCAA